Molecule: messenger RNA, 1197 nt
Organism: Pocillopora damicornis (cauliflower coral)
Lineage: Eukaryota; Metazoa; Cnidaria; Anthozoa; Scleractinia; Pocilloporidae
Biological process (GO): Mo-molybdopterin cofactor biosynthetic process
Source: RefSeq, a predicted model, not a curated record
AUGAAGCAAAUUAUUAUCAGCAGUUCGAAAACCAGUCAUCUUGUUUACAAAAUGGCAGCCAGUCUCGUACAUCAUAAAGGAAUCUGCAAAACCUUGCAUUGGUGGACCUCCAAAAGAGUGCUUUGUUGUUUUCAAAGGGAUUCUCAACAAUUUAAUUUGAGAACACCAUCUAGUGUUUUGUUCAACCCUGCACAAAGUCAGCACCAUACCACAUCAGAACUAGUUCAAUGCAUUAAAGCAUAUCCACCUGGAUUACCUUCCUCUUUUUAUAAGAAUUUCAGAACUUGUUCAAGGCAGUUUGUACGUAGCUUUUGCAGUAAAAGUUCAGGGAUUGACCUGCAAAAUGAGGCUUCAACAUCCCAGAAAAAUGACUCUACUUCAAAAAUCACAGGAGUUGCCCCAAAACUCAGUCAUGUUGACAAGCAAGGCCAUGCACAAAUGGUUGAUGUGGGUAGCAAGACAGAAAGCAGUAGACUUUCAGUGGCAACAGCUAAAGUGUAUUUGGGUCAAACAGCAUUUAACCUUGUGAAAGAAAAUAAGAUCCAUAAAGGUGAUGUUUUGACAGUAGCACAGUUAGCAGGGAUUAUGGCAUCUAAGCAAACACCAAAUCUAAUUCCAUUGUGUCACAAUAUUCACAUUACUCAUGCAGAGGUCAAUCUAGAACUUGAUGAAAAAAAGUUGGCAGUGCGUAUCACAGGAUCUGUGAACUCUGUUGGAAGAACAGGAGUUGAAAUGGAAUCUCUGACAGCAGUGACUGUUGCAGCUUUGACUGUGUAUGACAUGUGUAAGGCAGUUUCGCGUGAAAUUGCAAUUUCCGAUAUCAAGCUUGUGAAGAAAGUUGGAGGAAAAAGUGGUGAUUACGUUGCAACUUGAAAUGCAUUCACAGUGGCCCUCUCACUACAACAAAUUCUCAACAACCAUUUGCAACAGAAGAUUACAGGAGCAAUGUCAAAACAUGCUUUGCAAAGUUAAAAAUGUUGUUUAUUUGUGAGAGUUGUUGUUUCUCUCCUUAUUUAUCAGAGAGAUUCACAGUUAUUAUUAUCACUGAUUGUUAAUUUGGAGCAGGUGGAGUAAUUUGUACUUCACAUGGUGCAUAUUGCAAAUGAAAAUGGAUCAACUAAAGGAAUAAACACAAGCCUUGUUGAAUAAUGAUGAAAUUAUUUUAGGUUAAAGUGAUUAAAAACUCAUUUGAGUGUA